GACCUUGGGCAUACACAUCAAGUGGGAUUCGAUGAUUCCUUCGUCUUUUUCUUACACAGUUCAUAGCAGCUCUGAGAAAGCUACUUUCCUAUAUUGAAACCUGAAAAGAUUCAUGAUAUGGAAACAUCAUUCUUCCCCAGUUCCUUCUUGUGUGAUAGAAAGCUAAACAAGCAGCAGCCAAUGAGGAGUACCACUACGGUGGUAGGUACCAACUGGAAAAAAUCACUUUACGAAGUGGAAGGAGGAAACGAAAAGAGGUGCAGACAGGGCUAUUGUGCAGUCCGAAGCAGCAGAAAUGGCUGCAAGAGCGAUGGCCAGCCUAGUCAUCGACGGAUGUUGUUCAGAUCUCAGGAUGCAAUCCAUUUCCAUACCACUAUGGCACAUACAUACAAACGCAUUGAACGCACAGCUACCCCUCCGCCUUUCUUAGUCUUUCUCAACGCCUUAUACCUUUCCAUACCUUUCCCCGUAUCCGUAAUGACAACAUCAGAAAUCGAGAUUCAACCAAAGGACAACUCUUCGGCGUCAACCCGCAUGGAUGAUCUCAGCUACGAUGACUGGGCGGACCUUAUCUAUGAUAAAUGGGAGGACCUUCACACUGCCGACGCUUCGCAGCUGGGUCCAUUGUUCACGCCAGAAGAGUCUAAGGAAAUCGACGCCCUGCUCAAAGUCUGGAUAUACCCAGUCUAUGGUCAGCAGGCGGACUUCGGCGCUGCUGACGCCUCGUACCAAGGGCAAAGACCAGUCGAGUCGCCCAUAUUGUCGGCACAUAUGCCUCUUCACAGCGAAGGCGUGUUUCCCCCUAAACUCUUCCUUCAAGCGCCUUUGUACUAUGGGAAUUCGGCGCAGAGCUCCAAUGUCACUGGACUCAAUUGGGGACUGUUCUUCAAGUGGGUGGGCGCCUAUCGAAACAUCUCGCCAUCGGAGUCGUCUUCUCUACCGGUGUUUUACUUUCCCCAGUCAAGCUUAGAAUCUGCCUCCCCACCACCGCCUCCGCGUAUACAUCUUGCAUCGAGCGAAGAUACUGCAAUUGAAGGACAGGCUUCUCACAUUCCAACCUACAUCAUCGGUAUCGGCGGCAGCCCUUCGAGCGGCAAGUCAACACUAGCCUUGCACCUUAGCUACGUGUUCAAAAAGCUUGGGCAGAACAGCAGAGUCUUUACAAUUUCGCAAGACGCCUAUGUCCUCCCUUCUGCAGAUUGUCCACAAAUAACUCUGCGGAGUGGAAAGCGUGUUGUUCACACAAACUGCUUAUUCUCAGUUGACUGGGAAGACAUGAUCAAAGAUGUCACUAAGUUGAAAGCAGGCAACUAUAGUUCCCAGUCAGAUCAAAUAAGGGAGACAUGUGCCACUGCAAAGGGUCGCCAUAUUCGCGUGCCGCAUCUGAGAGCGGGGGAUGUCACUGACCUUGUUCGUCAAAGGGAGGCCACUCUCUCCACUGCGGCCAAAUCAGGUCGUCAGAGCUUCUGGCUAGCUCAAUUUUGCUACAAGACACUCACAGACUGCCCGGACAAUUUAGAGAAUUCGACAUCCUUGCCGUCACAGCUGAUACUGAUCGAAGGCCCCCUCGUGAACGCUGUUUGCCCCACAGCCUUGCCGCCUCAACAGUCGGGAUUUGGAAUGUUCGGCAGCGAUGCACAACAGAAAGCCUAGGAAGCUUUACGAAAUAUGAUUGACCUCAACUUGUGUCCCAACGUUUCAGAACGAACUGCAAGAACG
Colletotrichum acutatum is the source of this 1719-nucleotide messenger RNA. RefSeq lists its product as uncharacterized. The transcript has a single exon. The record is from RefSeq and is a predicted model, not a curated record. Bases 118 to 1653 code for a protein of 511 amino acids. Lineage: Eukaryota; Fungi; Ascomycota; Sordariomycetes; Glomerellales; Glomerellaceae.